Drosophila obscura is the source of this 747-nucleotide messenger RNA. Its product is annotated as glycine-rich selenoprotein-like. Gene Ontology annotation, cellular component: Golgi apparatus; endoplasmic reticulum membrane. Gene Ontology annotation, biological process: calcium ion transport; endoplasmic reticulum calcium ion homeostasis. Lineage: Eukaryota; Metazoa; Arthropoda; Insecta; Diptera; Drosophilidae. Bases 134 to 469 code for a protein of 111 amino acids. The record is from RefSeq and is a predicted model, not a curated record. The transcript is spliced from 3 exons.
AGUAAACAAUAGUACAUUUCGCUCAUCUCAAACCACUUGACACCACGUAGUAGUUUUGUUUUGUUUGGAUUUUGAUCUAAAUUGAGAAUAUAUAAAGAACUAAGAGCAUCCUGCGUGAUAGCAGGGCAGCAACAUGGUCUACAUCGAUCGCAAUGGUCGCGUCUGGGAGAAGCGUCCUUGGGACUGGCAGCGAAUAGUAGAAAUAUUUUUUAGAAUGUGGUUCAUCAUCAAGCAAUUAUUUCAGACGUUCCUCGGCCCCUUCAGCGGCAGCACAAACAAUGAUAACCGACGUAAUGGUGGCAGCAACGGCUGGGGAGGUGGUGGUGGUGGAGGAGGUGGCGGCGGUGGUGGCGGCGGAGGCGGAGGAGGUGGUGGCAGCGGAGGAGGAUUAAGGCCGAACCGACGAAUUGGCCGCAUUCAGAGUUCCAUGUCCUGUGAUACUCCUGCUGGUUGUUCCUCCUGUGGUUAAAUCAUAUUUAAAUAUGGCCAGAAUCAUUAGAAAUCAAUUAAAAUAGUUUUAAUAAUUUCUUGCUCGAACAUUAACUAAUAUUUUCUCAGUUUAGUUUAAAAAUGUUCAUAAGCGAAACCAGUUUUUACCACACAAAGACUAAAUUUUUUAAGCUUUUACAUAUGAAAUAUGCUUUAGAUCGUGUGAAGGAGAAAUUUAUGCUCCCUUAAAUUUCGGAGUUUAUAUUUUCUUUUAUUCAUUAUAACUCCUUAAGGAAAUAAAAAAGUAAAUAAUAUAUU